This is a messenger RNA of Vespula pensylvanica (western yellowjacket), 4637 nucleotides long. RefSeq lists its product as uncharacterized. Bases 45 to 4550 code for a protein of 1501 amino acids. Lineage: Eukaryota; Metazoa; Arthropoda; Insecta; Hymenoptera; Vespidae. The transcript has 12 exons. The record is from RefSeq and is a predicted model, not a curated record.
AUAAUAAUAAUAAUAAUAAUAACGUCGUCAGUGAAACUAAACGAAUGACAAAACGUAAAACUCCAAAGAGAGGAUUAUUCUGGAUAAAAGAAAAUGAGAGUAAUAAUCGAUCUCUGUUGAAUAACGAGUGGAAAUGUUUCAUUGGUAAAAAUCAUCGUAGACUUCUACAAAGUUACGACGAGAGUUUGGAGGAAGAUCUAGUUAGCAACGAAGGAUCGACGAGGGAUGAGAUAAGUAAAGUCGGCAAAAGUUGUCGCGAAAAGAACGACGAAAGGAAGCUGGGUAACGAAAAGUCAGCGAUUAAUCGAGACGAAGAACAACGGGAUAAUAUCGACGAGGAUUCGAAGGAAAAUUUUGAAGGGAACGUGAACGAGGAAAACGAUGAAAGGGAUAAUUUGAAAGCGGGAAGAUACGUAAGGACGUUGGAAAGAGCAAAGAAUCCGUACGAUGCUAGAGUGAACAUGAUGAUAAAGCAACGAAUAGCACAGAAACACAGGGAGGAUGAGAAAAAUCAUGUUAGAAGGAAGCGUUAUCCUUUGGGUAUAAUCGAGUAUUACGAUUACGACGAGGAGAUUAACGAACGAUCGAGAGAGUCGCAAGCUAUCGAUGAUAACGAGCAAAAGAACGACGAUAAGAAGGAAAGUCUGUUUGGCUCGAGUUUAGGGCUUGAUGAUAACUUGCGAGAAUCUCAGAACGAUACGUUGAUGAAGAAGAAGAAUGAACAAGCCGAGGAACAAGAGAAAGAGAAGAAAAGAAAAGAGCAAAUGAAGAACAAAGAGCCAAAGCAACAAUUCCUCCUCGAACAAGUACCAGCUAAGAACGAGAAUCCAUCCAAGUUUCUGAGGAGCAAGGUCGCGCUUGAAGAUGAGAGAGAGGAGGAUAACAGCUCGCAAAUGAAUCGAGAAAAGUCAUUUUUAAAGGAGGCCGCCGCUUCCGGCGAGUUUCGCAAUGAGAAAUCAUCUGGUCGAGGUUGUCGAACGAAAUGGUCGAACAAGAGGAAGAAACAAGACGAAUAUAAUCGGGUGAUGGAAGAACCUAAUCAAGAAUUUGUAAGCGUCGAGAGAGUCGUACCGAAGGAAUCUCUCGAAUAUAUAUUCCAAGGACCAGAAACUCUCCAACGAGAAAUAGUCGACGUUGUUUUCGGUGACGUACAACCAAUCGAAUUUCCGGAACGUAAGAAAAAGUUGGACAGUUUCGGAAAGACUAGUAGAUUGGGAAGUCGACUCGCGAUGAAGAAAUUAGAUGAGAAAGAAUACGACGAUAUCGACAACGUGUUGUACGAGGAGCUGAAGAAAUUAUACGAUUGGGAGGAUAACGAGAAUAAAAAUGGACCUCGGCUUAAAGGCGAUCAACGAAUGCAUCAGGAAUCCGACGACGAUCUCGAGAAUAAGACGAACGACAGCAAUAACAAUACGUCGGCAAGUAAUUACAUGGCUUUAAAGAAGACGGACGAUCUGUUUAAAGGUGGAGUAGAGCAAGGCGACAUUUUCGAGGAGAGAACAUCAAACGGAACUAAGAAUCAUCAGUCGAAUCCAAACUAUAGUAAUAUCGGCAACAUCGAAUGGAAAGUGAUCCCCGUAGUGGAAACUAUAAAUGAUUCACGUUCCAAAUCAAGCGGAGUGCUUCGAUCGGGGUUAUCCAAGCGAAAAACUGCGCCCGAGACCGAUUCAGGUUCGCCUUAUGAAAAUGGAAAGUACCACGAUUCCAUGAACGAACUAGAAGAGAACGUUCCGAGUAUCGACGGUGAUAAACGCUCGCUUCUCGAAUCUAAAGAUAUGCACGAAUCGUUCGUAGAGCCUAUGGAUCGUAUCGAUGAUUUCGACGACGACAUUAAAGUUAGAUUGGGAAGAGGCCUGAAAACGAUCAACGAUGAUUCUAUUAAGAACGAUACGUCCAACGAUACCUCGACUAAUGUUCCUUCUAUAAAUAAUGAAAAUCUAACAACGACUAUGAACAUUGUAAAAAUGUCUACGAAUUACGAAAUAAAUACAAUAAAUUCGUCGUAUUAUCCCCGAGAAAUCAAUGAUAAUUCUAACGAAACGAUAAAAAAAAAUGAAAAAAAAAGCAGGUCGAGCAACGAAAGCCAUUCGACCGUGAAUAGCGUUAAAAUCGAGUCUAGUAGCCGCCCUCGGUUGGAACCAUUGGCCAAUAGGAAUGCAUCGAGAGUGAAACGAGAAGGAAAUUCUUACUCGUUAAAUUACGACGAGGGAAAUCCGUACGAUACGUAUUAUUCACAUUCGAACGAUAUCACGAAAGAUCUUUACACGAUUGACCCUUACAAAUACAAAGAAAACGAUAAUACGCAUUUGAAGUAUAGCGAUUUGAACGAUCUUUAUAAAUCGAACGAAGACGAUUCGAACGGUAGAAAGAUUAAUGAUCGGAAAAAGAACAAAAAUAAAAGGAGACGAAACAAGAAGAAAAAGAGGAAGAGAAAGAAGAAUAAGAAUAAGAAAAGAAAGAGGAAUAAGAAAAAGAAUAAGAAAAAUUCCAAAUGGAAAAUGACCAAGAAACGUGCUAGAAAUUUGAACAAGGACGAGAGAUUCGAGUUUCUUGGCGAUUCGAAAAGGAGGAGGAAACUUUCGAAACGUCGUCCCUUUGCGAAUUUUCGGGAAAUCGUAUGGAGGAAGGGACAACAGCGUCAGAGGAAGAAGAAAAAUAUGGGCGCGAAGAAGAGGAAGGAAGUGGAAAAGAUCGAGAUGAAAAAGUAUCGUGAAACGGGAACGGCGAAGGGAAUUCGAAGGAAUUCUAAUGCUGAUAUCGUAGCUGGCUCUAACGUUAUUCUACAGGAGAGUGUGAACGAUCAAAACACAAUGAGAGAGAAGGAGACGGAGGAUGAGGAUACGCGUAGAAAGAAGCUCGCUAUGCUCCUGACAGCUGACAACAUGGAAGAUGAAUCUCAAAUGGAUUUGGCUCUUCAUGGAGAAUUGGCUGGAAAAAUCGUCGAAAACAUUUUCGAACAAGUGCAAAAGAACGAAGCCCUUAAGGUAGCUCUUGGUCCGGGUCUUUACAGAAAGAACAAACCCGAAGAUUCGACCGAGAAUGAUAAGACUUAUCAGGGAUUCGAUGACGGCGAGAUAAAACAUACCGAGAAGACGAUGAAGAAAGUUAUGGAACUUCUUGGUCGACUAGUGUUGGACGAAGUCCAAAAGAAAACUUGCUCGGCAUUACCACCGGACAUGCGACAAUUUUUAGAGUGGAUGUUGGAAGUCAACGGAAAGAAAGAAUCGGAGGAACAAACACCUUUAUUACCAUUGGUACAAGAUAAAGAAACGACCGAACAUCCGUCGGACGACAAGAUACUUUUUCCCAAAACUUCCGAUCAAGAACCUGAUAAAGACGUCAACGAACUCCACAAGAAGGUUCGAAUAUUACAGAAUCUUAUAAACCAGUACAACGCUUUAUCUGCCAAAGAGAAGAUACAAGUCCAGACUGUCCACAAUUAUCUGGUCAGACAAUUGAAUUUGCUUUUACAUUACAUCGAGAUGAAGGAAAAAUCGGAGAAAAAUAAAACUGGCCCAAAGACCGUACCGUCAAGACGUAACGCAGAAUUUAUUCUUCGUUACGAUAAUGCCUCGCCAAAUGUCGAAUUCGAUAGGAAUCUCACUUCGUCCAAGGACGCGAACGUAUCCGACUUUUGGAAAUUCGACAAUGUUACUUACGCGUCGGACGUUGAAAGAAAGAAACGUCGGCCUAUUCGAAGUUCCAAUUAUUCCGUUAAUAAAAAACGACGAAAAAAGCGUAAGAAACGUAAACGUAAACGUCGUAGGCGAAAUGAAAGAAGGUACGAUAAGAAAGAGACGCCGGAGUAUCGAAAACUUGCACGUCACGCUGCUAUGAUAAGACAAAAACGUGGGGAUAAUUUGGAGGAUGAAUGGGAUCAAUUUGAUUUCAAAUACGAACAGCCAGAGAUCUAUAAAUCUAUGAGUAUUUUGAACGACCAGAACGGGAAAAUAAGAGACGGACGAUCGACCGACCUAAAGAAAAAGAGAGAAAUCCGAAAAAGAGACAAUGUUACUAUCGCAAAUCUCUAUAACGAUAAUUUCGACGAUUUACCGGUGAAAGGUAAAAAUCUUGCCGAGGACGAGAUGAUACUCCUUAAUAAACGCGAGUCGUGGAAAAAGCAAAACGAGAGACAACUCGAAGAGGUGGCCUUCGGUAAGGAUAUGCGAAACAAGCUUAGAGAGGAAGAACAAUUCGAGAGAUUGACGGGAAUUAAAGGGAAGAAGAUUGUGAACGAUGAGAAGCCAAGGGAAAAACGAGAAAAUAAUAAAAUAGAAAAGAUCGAGGAGGGUAAGAAGACUUUCAUCCGAUCGACUUUAAAUAACGUCACGAUAAAUAUUAACACUACUGUUGUUUCCUAUUACGAACUAACGACCGUUCACUCGUCUCCCAAUUUUGUUAAUGACAAAACAAUUUCGUUGAAAAAACCAAACGAUACGAGCGAGAACGAAGAAAAAUUAAAGAUGAUGGAACGAGGGAUCAACGUUUAUGCCGAUGACAAAAAUGAGACGUCGCGGACCACGGAAAAAAAGAAAAAGAAAAAGAAUUGAAAUCGAUUAACGACGAAGCUUAUAUAACGACGAACUCGAAAAGAUUAUAUUAUAUUCACCGAUUACAAGGUAGAGAUACGAUAAUAA